CACCGCGGGAACUAGGCGCCCGCCGCUGGUCCGCUCCCUUAGCGCUGCGGCCUGCGCGCAUGCGUGCACGCGGGCCGCGCCUUUUCUCACACCGCACCUUCCGCUACCGUGGUUACCGUUGGUGUUUGCGAAUUCCCAGCGGCAACUGAGUCGCGGAAGACCAGCGCCGCCGGGUUUCAGCUGCGGUUUGAUAGGCGCGCGCCCGCGUCACGUGGGCAAGGCUCCUGCUCGGUCGCUGGCGGGCCGCUCAGCCGGGAGGAAAGAAGCUUGUGGCUACCGCUCACCCUCCCACUGCGCCCUAGGGCUGGCGCGCGGAUAAAAAUGGCGAAGUGUGGGUAGCUGGCGCCGAGCCCGAAGCGAUGGGGCACGCAGGUGGGGCGGUGGUCGGAGACCCCUGAUGUAGGCGCCCGGCUGUUCUCCGCGGCGAUUUGACUUGGUGACCUCAGGCCGGCGCCUAACAGGUCAGACCACGGACUCCGCGGGUCGCCGAGCGCCCCGCCGAGAGCCGGAGGCAAUGGAUGAACAGAGCGUGGAGAGCAUUGCUGAUGUUUUCCGAUGUUUCAUUUGUAUGGAGAAAUUGCGGGAUGCACGCCUGUGUCCUCAUUGCUCCAAGCUUUGUUGUUUCAGCUGUAUCAGGCGCUGGCUGACAGAGCAGAGAGCUCAAUGUCCUCAUUGCCGUGCUCCACUCCAGCUACGAGAACUAGUCAACUGUCGUUGGGCAGAAGAAGUAACACAGCAGCUUGAUACUCUUCAACUCUGCAGUCUCACCAAACAUGAAGAAAAUGAAAAGGACAAAUGUGAAAAUCACCAUGAAAAACUUAGUGUAUUUUGCUGGACUUGUAAGAAGUGUAUCUGCCAUCAGUGUGCACUUUGGGGAGGAAUGCAUGGUGGACAUACCUUUAAACCUUUGGCGGAAAUUUAUGAGCAGCAUGUUACUAAAGUGAAUGAAGAGGUAGCCAAACUUCGUCGGCGUCUCAUGGAACUGAUCAGCUUAGUUCAAGAAGUGGAAAGAAAUGUCGAAGCUGUCAGAAGUGCAAAAGAUGAGCGUGUUCGGGAAAUUAGAAAUGCGGUGGAGAUGAUGAUUGCACGGUUAGACACACAGCUGAAGAAUAAGCUUAUAACACUGAUGGGUCAGAAGACAUCUCUGACACAAGAAACAGAACUGUUGGAAUCCUUACUUCAGGAAGUAGAGCACCAGUUGCGAUCUUGUAGUAAGAGUGAGUUGAUAUCUAAGAGCUCAGAGAUCCUCAUGAUGUUUCAGCAAGUUCAUCGAAAGCCCAUGGCGUCCUUUGUUACCACUCCUGUUCCACCAGACUUUACCAGUGAGUUGGUACCAUCUUAUGAUUCAGCUACUUUUGUUUUAGAGAAUUUCAGUACUUUGCGUCAGAGAGCAGAUCCUGUUUACAGUCCACCUCUUCAAGUUUCAGGACUUUGUUGGAGGUUAAAAGUUUACCCAGAUGGAAAUGGAGUUGUUCGUGGUUACUACUUAUCUGUGUUUCUGGAACUCUCAGCUGGCUUGCCAGAAACUUCCAAAUACGAAUACCGUGUAGAGAUGGUUCAUCAGUCCUGCAAUGAUCCUACCAAAAAUAUCAUUCGAGAAUUUGCAUCUGACUUUGAAGUUGGAGAAUGUUGGGGUUAUAAUCGAUUUUUCCGUUUGGACUUACUUGCAAAUGAAGGAUACUUGAAUCGACAAAAUGAUACAGUGAUUUUAAGGUUUCAGGUUCGUUCACCAACUUUCUUUCAAAAAUGCCGGGACCAGCAUUGGUAUAUUACUCAAUUAGAAGCUGCACAGACUAGCUAUAUCCAACAAAUAAAUAACCUUAAAGAGAGACUUACUAUUGAGUUGUCUCGAACUCAGAAAUCAAGAGAUUUGUCACCACCAGAUAAUCAUCUUAGCCCCCAAAAUGAUGACACUCCUGAGACACGAGCUAAGAAGUCUGGAUCAUGUGCUGACAUGCUUCUCCAAGAUGGUCCUACUACAGCUUCUGUAAGAGAGGCCAAGGAGGAUGAAGAAGAUGAGGAGAAGAUUCAGAAUGAAGAUUAUCAUCAUGAGCUUUCAGAUGGAGAUCUGGAUCUAGAUCUUGUUGGUGAAGAUGAAGUAAAUCAUCUCGAUGGCAGCAGUUCUUCUGCCAGUUCCACAGCAACAAGUAACACGGAAGAAAAUGACAUUGAUGAAGAAACCAUGUCUGGAGAAAAUGAUGUGGAAUACAACAACAUGGAAUUGGAAGAGGGAGAACUCAUGGAAGAUGCAGCUGCAGCAGGACCUUCAGGUAGUAACCAUGGCUAUAUGGGUGCCAGUAGCAGAAUGUCAAGAAGAGCACAUUUAUCCUCUGCUGCUACCAGUAGUUUAUUAGACAUUGAUCCUUUAAUAUUAAUACAUUUGUUGGACCUUAAGGACCGGAGCAGUAUGGAAAAUCUGUGGGGCUUACAGCCUCGCCCGCCUGCUUCACUUUUGCAGCCCACAGCAUCGUGUUCUCGAAAAGAUAAAGACCAAAGGAAGCAGCAGGCAAUGUGGCGAGUUCCCUCUGAUUUAAAGAUGCUAAAAAGGCUCAAAACUCAAAUAGCUGAAGUUCGAUGUAUGAAAACUGAUGUAAAGAAUACACUUCCAGAAAUAAAAAGCAGCAAUGCUGCUUCUGGAGACAUGCCGGCAAGCCUUCUUUCUGUUGACCAGGCAGCUCUGGCUGCAUGUGGAACCGAGAACUCUAGCAGAUUACAGGAUUUGGGAAUGGAGCUCUUGGCAAGGUCAUCAGUUGCCAGUUGUUACAUACGAAACUCCACAAAUAAGAAGAGUAAUUCACCCAAGCCAGCUCGGUCCAGUAUAGCAGGUAGUCUGUCACUUCGAAGAGCAGUAGACUCUGGGGAAAAUAGCCGUUCAAAGGGAGACUGUCAAACUCUGUCUGAGGGCUCCCCAGGAAGCUCUCAGUCUGGGAGCAGGCACAGUUCUCCCCGAGCCUUGACACAUGGCAGUAUCGGUGACAUUCUGCCAAAAUCUGAAGACCGGCAGUGUCAAGCUUUGGAUUCAGAUGCUGUUGUGGUUGCAGUUUUCAGUGGCUUACCUACUAUUGAAAAAAGGAGAAAAAUGGUCACCUUGGGGACUAGUGUUAAAGGAGGUCGUCUGGAAGGAAUGCAAAUGACUGAUUUGGAAAAUAAUUCUGAAACUGGGGAAUUACAACCUAUACUACCUGAAGGAGCUUCAGUUGCCCCAGAGGAAGAUACACGUUCCAGUUUUCCUGAUGGUGAACAAAUAGGCCCUGAAGAUCUCAGCUUCAAUACUGAUGAAAGCAGUGGAAGGUAAUUUUCAAAUCAAGAAAACUGACUUGCAAGCUACCUUGAAUUUUGCUGUAGUUGGUGCUCAAACUUGUCAACAGUCAGAUAAUCAGAUUUGGUCUUAUUUUUUUCAUCAUCUCUACUUGAAAUAGUAAUUCUGAAACUUUAGAAAGUAGCACAAUUCUAGUGUAAGACAUUAGUACACAGGAAAAAGUUGUGGGGGAAGAAUUCUGUGUAAUGUAAUAAAAUAACAGUGUAGCCUCAAUUAAUUUAGUAAAUAGUAUAUUCAUAAAAGGCAGUUUGUCUACUGUAACAGAAGGGCAAUUAACUGCCAGGAAACGUACCUGGAGACAGUGCAUGCACUCAGUAACCUGCUCAGCAUCGGUGCUCUUCUGUCUUGGCUAGACACUCAGUUGUGUUUAAAUGACCACCUUUAUAUUUUGGGUUUUAAUUAUAGUUUAUAGUUUCACUAGUGCCUAUAGAUUAGUGAGCAGAAAUAUUACUAAUGUGUAGAUUCUUCCCUGUAGACACUUUAUGUGGAUAACUGAAGUAACACUAGACUGAAUCUCCUCUUUAGAAUAUGUUGACUGACUGAGGUUAAUUUAUUUAUCUUUUCUUGUUUGUUCAAGUGCAGGCACACUAAUUAAUGACACCUAAGCUUUCUUUUGUGUGACCUUUACAAAUGUAAUUUUAAAUGAAUUAAGUUAAUAUGGAUUGGUUAUGUUUCUGGUCGUAUGAACACAUGUAAGAACACUUAAAAUUAUUUCGUUUUUUCUGCUUCUUACUAAACAGUUAUAAUGUAACGGGUAUUUUAAAACCCUGUUUUCUCCUUUAUUUUCAUUAGUUGGACAUUGAUUUCAGUGUCAAUACAUUUAAAGAUUCUUAUAUAUUGUACUGUGGCUUACAUGAAACUGUGGUAUAAAGUUUACUUUCAUACUCAGAAAUAGUCCAAAAUAAUUGCCAAACUUUAUCAUUGUGCUCUUGCAUUUGUUUUUGAGCUGCUAUGCUAUUUGUGAAAAUUACACUGAAAGUUGACUAAGAGACUAUUGAAAAAGCAUGAAUAUAUACACGUGAGAGGCAUCUCAUCUGCUUAUUUUUUACUUAAUGAAUAUUGUUCCCCUUUCCAUGUCUAGUGUCUUGCCGAAUGCUGUGUGAUUCAUGGUUUGCUUUUCUUCAAAACAGUUGGCACUUUUUGUUAAUAAAAUGAUGCUGAGAAAA
Molecule: messenger RNA, 4485 nt
Organism: Aethalodelphis obliquidens (Pacific white-sided dolphin)
Lineage: Eukaryota; Metazoa; Chordata; Mammalia; Artiodactyla; Delphinidae
Gene: TRIM37
Product: tripartite motif containing 37
Exons: 23
Coding region: 515-3295 (926 amino acids)
Biological process (GO): protein monoubiquitination; aggresome assembly; protein autoubiquitination
Cellular component (GO): ESC/E(Z) complex; peroxisomal membrane; aggresome
Molecular function (GO): ubiquitin protein ligase binding; ubiquitin protein ligase activity; tumor necrosis factor receptor binding
Source: RefSeq, a predicted model, not a curated record